GUGGCACCUUGUUGGAAGUUAGCGCUCGGGACGUCCGGACAGUAGAGUUGUAGCGACGGCCAGCACCCCCCACUCUCCUCCCCGCUGCAGUGCUCCUGCGCCCUCCUAACGCCGUUUCCCCAGGUGUGAAGUCUUCCCUGGGACCAGGCAUCUGGAUCCAUGCCCGCCCAGCGGGGAGACAUGAGUAGCAGCCGGCACGACGACAAUGAUCAGUUCAACGAACAGCUGCGGCUCCAGCAACUUUACGAGGAGCGCACCGGGAUGCCCGAGGGCAAUGACCCCUACACUUAUGUGGACCAAGCCGAUGGCACUGCUUACGAGUGGGACCUGGACAAGAAGGCUUGGUUUCCCAAAAUAACUGAAGAUUUCAUUGCUACAUAUCAAGCUAAUUAUGGGUUCCCUACGGAUAGUCCCUCUUCUUCUCAUACAGAAAAAGAGAAUAAGGCUGAUGUCAAUGUAAAAGCUGAAGAGAAACUUACUGAUAAAAAAGCCACACAAAAUAUUGAAAAAAAGCAGAAAGGAGAAAAAAGAAAGCCUGAACCAGGAUGGUUUCAAGUUGAAGAGGACAGAAAUACAAAUGUUUAUGUUACUGGCUUACCUCCAGACAUUACAAAGGAUGAAUUUGUACAGCUUAUGUCCAAAUGUGGCAUUAUCAUGAAAGAUCCCCAAACAGAAGAAUAUAAAAUCAAGCUUUAUAAAGAUAAACAAGGAAAUCUCAAAGGAGAUGGGCUUUGCUGUUAUUUGAAGAAAGAAUCUGUCGAUCUAGCAUUAAAGCUUCUAGAUGAUGAUGAAAUCAGAGGCUACAGACUGCAUGUCGAAAAGGCAAAGUUUCAGCUCAAGGGUGAAUAUGAUGCCAGUAAAAAGAAGAAGAAAUGCAAAGACUACAAGAAAAAACUGUCUCUGCAACAAAAACAGCUGGAUUGGCGGCCUGAGAAGAAAACCGGCACAGCUCGAAUGAGACAUGAGCGGGUUGUCAUUAUCAGGAACAUGUUCCAUCCUAAGGAUUUUGAGGAGGAUCCAUUAGUGCUAAAUGAGAUCAGGGAAGACCUCCGAACAGAAUGUGAGAAGUUUGGACAAGUAAAGAAGGUCCUUCUCUUUGAUAGACACCCAGAUGGUGUGGCCUCUGUGUCAUAUAAGGAGCCAGAGGAAGCCGAUCUCUGUAUACAAGCCCUCAAUGGAAGGUGGUUUGGUGGCCGUCAGUUAAAUGUGGAAGUGUGGGAUGGUGUGACGGAUUAUCAGGUGGAGGAGACAUCAAGAGAGAGAGAAGAAAGACUGAAAGGCUGGGAGUCUUUUUUAGAGCAUCCUAACAUCCAGAAAGAAACUCAUUCAUCAGAUCCCCAUUCUGCCUCUGGAAGUGUGGCCCUAGCAGCAGGGAAACAGUCCCCAAAGAAUAGUACACCAAAAGGGCAAACAGAAGAGGAAGUGAGUGAUGGAGAAAGCUUCAAUGAAGACGGGAUCCAGUCUACAGACAGCAGCCUUGGGGACAGUGAGAAUGAAGACACAGGACACCCUUAACCCCUUACACGUGCUCUGUAGGUUGAGGUUUGUUGGAUUUCUCUUCCAAAUUUCAGGGCACUUACACUAGUAAGUUCCACUAGUAGUGUUCCACGAAUAUAAGCAUAUUAAUCAAAUGUCUUCAACUUAGCAGUUUUGAAAUUUUGAUUCAAGUCAGUACGUAAUAGAGAACUCAAAAUAUUUGUUAAUUGACCAUGUCAGGGUGCGAGUGAACUGGACAAAAUCUGUUUUUCUGUCAGAUCCUUGCAUGUAUACUGGUGUUUGACAUUUAUGAUCACAGGAAAAUUAAAAAUUAAUUUUGGAAUAUCGAAAUUGGCAUAUGAAUUUA
Molecule: messenger RNA, 1843 nt
Organism: Vombatus ursinus (common wombat)
Lineage: Eukaryota; Metazoa; Chordata; Mammalia; Diprotodontia; Vombatidae
Gene: HTATSF1
Product: HIV-1 Tat specific factor 1
Exons: 10
Coding region: 160-1515 (451 amino acids)
Biological process (GO): mRNA splicing, via spliceosome
Cellular component (GO): U2 snRNP; U2-type spliceosomal complex
Molecular function (GO): RNA binding
Source: RefSeq, a predicted model, not a curated record